CUUCCACAUUGGGCCCCUUUGGCUCUGCUCACAAGUAACAUUUGUGUUUGUUUACAGAAGGUGGUGGGGCAAGAGAACCAGCCCCUAAUCCCAGCUGUCCAGUAGCAGUAGUCAGCCCCUAGGGGCCUCAUGUCCCGACCCAGCUCUCCUGAGGGCCUAGCCACAAGCUCCUGCCCCGCUGCAGAUCAGGUCUCAGCAGGGAACACCAUGUGGGCCGACAUCAGGGCAUUGCUGCCCAACACUAAGGAAGACCUGAAAUUGGACUUCAGCGAGAAAGUGGAGGAAAGUGUCAUCUCACUGCUGCAGCAAGCUAGAGACCUUCUCUAUGGAGCUGGAAGCCUCUGCUCUGGAAGCACAAGGGAAACCUGCUUACAAGUCAGUGAAAUAAUAAUAGAUUACUCUUGGGAAAAGCUUAAUAUUGGGACUUGGAGAGAUGUGGACAAGGACUGGCGACGAGUCUAUUCUUAUGGCUGCCUUUUCAAAGUGCUGUGUAUGUGUAGUGAGCAAGGCACCAUAGCAGAGACGAUUCGGGUCUGUGACAUGGGACUGCUGAUGGGAGCAUCCAUAUUGGAUAACAUCCUGGUUAGGAUAAUUAAUGUCCUUCAGAAGCAUCUGACGUAUGGGAAACGGUCUGCUGAAGAAGACACAAAGGAGUCAUGUAGAAAGAAAAUCCGGAAUGACCACACGACUGUUCCAUCAAUAAAGUCAGAAGAAGUUAUUCCACGGCUCCACUGCCCUUCUCUAGAGCAUUUCAGAGAUAAUUAUAUGAUUCCACAAAAGCCUGUCAUCCUGGAGGGUAUUGUUGACCACUGGCCAUGUAUGAAGAAAUGGAGUCUGGAUUAUCUCCGUCAAAUCGCCGGCUGCCGCACUGUCCCUGUGGAAGUGGGUUCCCGGUACACCGAUGAGGAAUGGUCUCAGACACUCAUGAUUGUCAAUGACUUCAUCGAUCAGUAUAUCGUGAACAAGAAUAGCAUUGGAUACCUUGCCCAGCAUCAACUUUUUGAUCAGAUCCCAGAACUGAAGCAGGAUAUUUGCAUCCCUGAUUACUGCAGCCUGGGGGAAGGGGAAGAAGAUAACAUCACCAUUAAUGCUUGGUUUGGCCCAGAGGGAACCAUCUCACCUCUUCAUCAAGAUCCACAGCAAAAUUUCUUAGUCCAGAUACAGUGACUCAGCAGAAACUUCAGCAGUAUCAAACCUUUCUUGGAGACCACCAUACUUACAGUUGAUGAGGAUAAUGAAAAUUUCUGGAAGUGAUUAAAGGCUGCCACUCUUUCGACAUGUGCUGAGUCCAUUGACUAUGUCACCUGCCAUCACCAAGAUUGGUUUGAUGAGAAUGAUGCUGAAAUUCAGGGCCCGCUCAACCAGAAAAGAAAAGCUCAUUGCAUAUGGCAAAACGACGUAUCACAUCUAAAGAAGAAAGAGUCAUACAAGCAACUCAAGGCUGAAGCCCAAAGGAAAAUCCGUGACAUCAAAAACAAGUGGUGGUGAGAAAAGGCCAAGAAGAUUGAGCUUUCCACUCAUACACAUGACAUGAGGAGCUUUUUUCAGGCAAUAGGGGCCAUUUACGGUCCAUGCCCCCAUACUCCUAUACCACUCUGAGCCCAAGAUGGGUCAAUGUAUUUUAAAAACAGCUAAGCCAUCAAAGCCAGAUGGAAGGAGCAUUUUGAGUCACUCCUGAAUCAUGAAUCAACUGUUUGAUGCCACUAUGAAUCCAUACCUCAAGACAUGAAAGAGAAUCUCUUGCUGAUCCCCCCCCAUCCUCAGAGAAGUACCACGAGCCCACAUGCAAACCAAGAACAACAAGGCAACAGGACCAGAUGGCAUACCAGCUGAAGUCUACAAGUUUGGAGGUGAGGAACUGGUAAAGAAGGUCCACAAACUUUUUAUUCAAAUCUGGUAUAAUGAGAAGAUUCUGGAAGACUUGAGAAAUGCCAACAUUGUUACAAUCUUUAAGAAAGGAGAUAAGUUGGAGGGUGAAAAUUAUCGAGGCAUUGCCUUGCUAUCUACAGCAGGGGAAAUUCUCGCCUGUAUCCUCUUAAACCAAUUACUUCCCUUUGCUGAGGCAAUAUUGCCAGAAUCUCAGUGUGGUUUCAGACCAUCUCACAGGACAACCAACAUGAUCUUCGUUGCCUGCCAAAUCCAGGAAAAGUCUCAAGAGCAAAAUCAGGACCUGUACAUGGCCUUCAACUCCAUCAGUCACAAAGUCAUGUGGAAGGUGCUGGCCAGAUUUGGCUGCCCUCCCAACAUUUUUACGGUCCUAAGACGACUUCAUGAUCAGAUGACUACCACCGUUUUCUAUAAUGGCCUGGAGACGGACCCUUUUGUCAUCAAAACUGGUAAACAAGGAUGUGUUAUUGCACCAACCCGGUUCUCCAUCUAUUUAGCAGUCAUUUUGGUCCUCAUUAAAGACCGCCUCCCUAAUGGAGUUGACAUUCAAUAUAGAAUGGAUGGGCAGCUGUUUAAUCUUCAAAGUUUAAAGUCCUCCGGGCAUCCAUUAGUGAUCUUCAGUAUGCUGAUGACUGUGCCAUCCUUGCACACACUGAGAAUGACUUUCAAUCCACACUGGAUUUUUUUUUUGCACAAGUUUACCAAAGCCUAGGACUCUCACUUAAUAUCAAGAAGACUAAAGUGCUCCAUCAGCCUGCCUCAGGCCUUGUACAUGACCCAUCACAAAUCACCAUUGAGGGACAGACUUUGGAGACAGUCGAGCACUUCUGCUACCUCGGUAGUGAACUCGCUCAAAAUGCAAAAAUCGAUAGUGAGAUCCAGCACAGGAUCCGAGGCACAAGUGCUUUCUUUGGGAAAGUGCUCCAACGUCUUUUCAUGGACCGUUACCUAUGGAAGGACACCAAGAUCCAGGUCUAUAAGACAAUUGUUAUUCCUAUACUCCUUUAUGGAUGCGAAACCUAGGUGUCCUAUCGACAGCACCUCAAGAGUCUGGAGAGGUGCCACCAGCAAUGGCUCUGGAAGAUCCUUCGCAUCAAGUGGGAAGAUCACUGCACUAAUGCCAGCAUCCUCACUGAAGCCAAUGUUACCAGCAUUGAAGCAAUGAUCCUCAUGCACUAACUCCGCUGGGCUGGACGUUGUGUGUGGAUGCCAGACUCUUGCCUCCCAAAACAAGCCCUCUACUCUCAGCUCACCCAUGGUCAGAGAUCCUGUGGUGGUGAAGGAAACGCUACAAAGAAAACUAAUGUGGACAUAACAAGCUGGGAGGAGCAAGCCACCAACCAACCUCAAUGGCGCCACGUCGAGGAGAAGUGUCUUGCCCUUUAAGCUGAGAAGAGAGAGAGAAGGAAUUAAAAAGAAAAAACCUUUUUCCCAGCAGGCAGCUGAUCCACCAGAAAAUAUCUGUACCUACUGCAGGCGGAUCUGUGGUUCCCAGAUCGGACUCCUGAGUCAUCUCAGGACCCAUAUGUAAAUCUGUGGUAGAGAUCCUCCUCAAAUCGAGGGAUUGCUAGUGAUGGAGGCAUUAUUCUAUUGCUAACAGAGAGCACAAGCGCCUGUGAAGUUUCAUAGCCUAGCAACUUUAAUUUAGUCUGCCAGUUAAUUUUUAGCAUCACCUGCCUGCAACUCAGAGAAUUGCAGGUCAAUCAGUCCAGCUGCCUUUCUAAUUCUACUCUCCCAAUUGCACAUCACAAUGUAGAGAACAAAUGGUAAUGGAAAAAUUAGACCUUGUAGAGUAUGAGCAAGCUCAAGAUCAGCUGGCUGCUACCUGGAAAUAUCACCUUUACUCUCUUGAAUGUAGCACUGCUCAGCUCAGCAGGCACGGCUAACUCAAUACUUUUUAUUCAUCAUCCUUUCAACAUUGUUUCCUUCUAGCUAUGUAUGGCCCCAGCAGCACUGUGGAGACUGGGUGCCAUAUAAUUAAAAAUGAAUUUCAAGAGGAAGAGCUGCCUUCCUUUCCUUAAAAGCAUCUCCCCAGUAUUUUGGACAUCUUACCUAUUCCAUGAAGUCAGGUACAUGGGUUACAACCCAAUCUGAUCUGAUUUCAUUCUUCAUGUUCCUCAGUAGCAAAAAUCAUGACUUUACCUGUUUUGCCCAGGAUCUGGCAAUCCGCUGUAUUCUACUGUUAAGUGCUUGUCAUGAUACAGAGGUAUAGAGCAUUAGACUGAUCACUAAUUAACUGAACUCAAACCCUAUUUCAGCAGGUAAUGUGCAGAUUAAUGACAGAUGGGAAAUUUAUAUC
This is a messenger RNA of Terrapene triunguis (Three-toed box turtle), 4186 nucleotides long. It is a transcript of the gene KDM8, whose product is annotated as lysine demethylase 8. The transcript is spliced from 6 exons. Gene Ontology annotation, cellular component: nucleus. The record is from RefSeq and is a predicted model, not a curated record. Lineage: Eukaryota; Metazoa; Chordata; Testudines; Emydidae. The coding region runs from base 130 to 1167 and encodes 345 amino acids. Gene Ontology annotation, molecular function: histone H3K36 demethylase activity.